UGAGGCGCGCCGUUAAUAAUGAGCAGCGCCCUCUAUUAUGCGCACGUGCGUUAAAUUCAUGAACGAAGACAGAAAUCAGAAUGUCCGGCAGUAUUUUUCUUUCCAGAUCAUGUCAAAGCUUGAGGAGAAUUUUACAAGGCAGUUCGCAUCCAUUUUUUAUGAAUAAUGUGAAACGAUUUUACAGAGAGAGGAAGCGUUUUUACAAAAAUGUCAGCAUCAGCCAAUCAGGGAAGAGCUUUGAAAUCAACUUGGACCGCAGGAAGGUCAAGACACCCGCCGGCCAACUCCUCGUCAUUCCCAACGAGCCAUUGGCUAUCGCCGUGGCAACAGAGUGGGAUAACCAAGGAGACGUCAUAAAGCAGCACACAAUGCAUUUGACCUCAUUAUGCAACACAGCCAUAGACAACCCCUCCACAAGGAACAAACAGCAGGUCAUUAGGGCUAUCCUGCACUACCUGGACACUGAUACAGUAUGUUACAGAUUGCAGGACCCACCAGAGCUGUUUGCCCUUCAGACCAACGAGUGGGAUCCGCUACUAGACUGGAUCAACGAGAGGUACAAGGUUGAAGUGUCCUCGUCAACCUCUAUCACAGGGCCUGAGAUACCCGACGCCACCAGACAGACCCUGGGCCAUCAUUUAGAGACACACUCUGAUUGGGCUCUUGUAGGCUAUGAAAACACAGUGAGUUGCCUGAAAUCGGUAGUCCUGACCUUUGCCCUGAUGGACAGGAGGCUGGGUGUAGAGGAGGCUGUCACACUGUCGCUAUUAGAAACCGAAUUCCAGACUGCAAGAUGGGGCAGCGUUGAAUGGGCGCACGACACGGAGAUAGCAGACCUGAAGGCACGCGUUGCGGCAGCGUCACUCUUCACCCAGUUGGUCUCCGGGUCACACGAGGUCAAACAGAAACAACCAAUUCAGUAAACUGAUGACGGUAGCAGCAUUGACUGUGUGACAAUAGGUCUCGUUCAAAUGACGUCAUUUCCUACAGACCAUCCACAUGCAUCGGCAUUUUGAGCGUCAACUUGCAAUAACGCGCAUCGGCUGCGUCGUAUUUCAAACACAUUUCGAGCAACAAGCGAACAUGUUUUGAACAUUUUCAACACUGCGCAAUGCGUGCUUGAUUAAAAUACGCAGUUGCAGUUCUCGAACAGAGAUGGCCGUCAUUGAGCGAGCCCUAUACCAUCUUAUGUCAAGUAUGCAUCGGACUUUACCUCGUGAACAGAUUUGGGCUGGAUUGGUGUAUUGGAGUCACAAGAGGGCAGUAUGUAACUUGAUUGGUCUUCGUGAUAAUUUCCAGUGUCGUCAUCAAUGUUUGACUGUUUAUCAGUUAGUCAAUUCCACUGAAGUUUAUUGAACAUUUUGUGGUGCUCGAACACUUCAUGCGUGCGCUGUACGUCUGUUUCUGUCAGUUUGUUUUGCUUACAUUUCAAUUUUUCGUAAGGACCCCAAAGUGAUACGAGGGCGGGGGAUGGGGGGGGGGGAAUCAUAUUUUUUAUAAAUAACCUAGUACAUCCAUCAUGUGCUGUAAAGCAAACUCAGUUUCCAAAAACUACAAUUGCACAACACAUUCACACGAUUCAAUGAAUUUGAACUUUUUCCAAAUGAAAACUUUUUUAGAAGUAAAACAGUUUUUAUUGACGCACACAUUUAGUACAGAAAGUUAUUGGACGGAAUACUUUUUGUACAAAGCCAUUGUAAAAUAUACACAGUUGUUUACACAUAUGUACAGGCCUAUUCAAUAAUUGUGUUUGGAGAGGUUCUUAAAAUUACGUAUCGUGAAGACUGGAAAGACAGAAAUAAAGGAUGCAAAUCCUUAAACAGGGAA
Messenger RNA from Patiria miniata (bat star), 1827 nucleotides. RefSeq names its product ATP synthase mitochondrial F1 complex assembly factor 2-like (gene atpaf2). Bases 81 to 923 code for a protein of 280 amino acids. Gene Ontology annotation, biological process: mitochondrial proton-transporting ATP synthase complex assembly. The record is from RefSeq and is a predicted model, not a curated record. Gene Ontology annotation, cellular component: mitochondrion. The transcript has 6 exons. NCBI's taxonomy places the organism in Eukaryota, Metazoa, Echinodermata, Asteroidea, Valvatida, Asterinidae.